AUGUGGCCACGCAGGGUAAUGCACAGACGAGUUCCUGCAUGGAGAGUCAAUGACACCAUGAGACCACGCAGGAAGAAGAAGAAGAAGCUAAAGAAGAAGAAGAAGUUGCAAGAAGAAGAAGAAAGUAAAGAAGAAGUUAAAGAAGAAGAAGAAGUAGUUGAAGAAGAAGAAGAAGAAGAAGAAGAAGAAGAAGAAGAAGUUAGGAAGAAGUUAAAGAAGCUAGAAGAAGAAGAAAGAAGGUUGUGGCUAGAAGAAGAAGCAGCUAGGUUAGGCCAGGUUAGGUUAGGCCAGCUGUUAAAGGCCAGAAAAGUUAGGCAAGAAGAAGAAGAAGAAGAAGAAGAAGAGUUAGAAGAAGAAGAAGAAGAAGUUAAAGAAGAAGAAGAAGAAGAAAGAGAAGAAGAAGAAGAAGAAGAAGAAGAAGAAAAGAAGAAGGAAGAAGAAGAAGAAGAAGAAGAAGAAGAAGAAGAAGUUAAAGAAGAAGAAGAAAAGUUAGAAGAAGAAGAAGAAAGAAGAAGAAAAGAAGAAGAAGUUAAAGAAGAAGAAGAAGAAGUUAGGCAGGUUGUGUUAGGCCUGUGCUAG
Messenger RNA from Mauremys reevesii (Reeves's turtle), 579 nucleotides. Its product is annotated as golgin subfamily A member 6-like protein 22. The transcript is spliced from 11 exons. The record is from RefSeq and is a predicted model, not a curated record. Bases 1 to 579 code for a protein of 192 amino acids. NCBI's taxonomy places the organism in Eukaryota, Metazoa, Chordata, Testudines, Geoemydidae.